AUGACAGGUACUGAUGUUAACUCUCCUGUUUAUGAUAGUACUGCUGUCAACCCUCCUGUUCAUGAUAGUACUGCUGCCAAUCCUCCUGUUUAUGAUGAUAGUACUUCUGUCAACCCUCCUGUUUAUGAUAGUACUGCGGUCAACUCUCCUGUUUAUGAGAGUACUGCUGUCAACCCUCCUGUUUAUGAUGAUAGUACUUCUGUCAACCCUCCUGUUUAUGAUAGUUUUGCUGUCAACUCUCCUGUUUAUGAUAGUACUGCUGUCAACCCUCCUGUUCAUGAUAGUACUGCUGUCAACCCUCCUGUUUAUGAUGAUAGUACUUCUGUCAACCCUCCUGUUUAUGAUAGUACUGCUGUCAACUCUCCUGUUCAUGAGAGUACUGCUGUCAACCCUCCUGUUCAUGAUAGUACUGCUGUCAACUCUAGUACUGCUGUCAACCCUCCUGCUUAUGAUAGUACUGCUGUCAACCGUCCUGUUUAUGAUAGUACUGCUGUCAACCUCCUGUUUAUGAUAGUGCUGCUGUCAACACUCCUGUUCAUGAUAGUACUGCUGUCAACUCUAGUACUGCUGUCAACCCUCCUGCUUAUGAUAGUACUGCUGUCAACCGUCAUGUUUAUGAUAGUACUGCUGUCAACCUACUGUUUAUGA
Messenger RNA from Eurytemora carolleeae, 648 nucleotides. Its product is annotated as repetitive proline-rich cell wall protein 1-like. NCBI's taxonomy places the organism in Eukaryota, Metazoa, Arthropoda, Copepoda, Calanoida, Temoridae. The transcript has 2 exons. The record is from RefSeq and is a predicted model, not a curated record. The coding region runs from base 1 to 648 and encodes 215 amino acids.